AUGUCUUCCUGUGAUAGUUGUGAUGAGAACUCUGUCAGUACUGCAGGAGCAUCUUCUUGUACUGCUUGUAAUGCUGGAACUGUAGCUAAUGAUGAUUUGACAGAAUGUGAUGAAUGUGCAGCAGGAACAUACAGAGAAGCAAGCAUGUCUUCCUGUGAUAGUUGUGAUGAGAACUCUGUCAGUACUGCAGGAGCAUCUUCUUGCACUGCUUGUGAUGCUGGAACUGUUGCUAAUGAUGAUUCGACAAAAUGUUUUUUGGGAGAAUGCUCAGCGGGAACUGUAGCUAAUGAUGAUUUGACAGAAUGUGAUGAAUGCUUAGCAGGAACAUACAGAGAUGCAGACAUGUCUUCCUGUGAUAGUUGUGAUGAGAACUCUGUCAGUACUGCAGGAGCAUCUUCUUGCACUGCUUGUAAUGCUGGAACUGUAGCUAAUGAUGAUUCGACAGAAUGUGAUGAAUGUGCAGCGGGAACAUACAGAGAAGCAGACAUGUCUUCCUGUGAUAGUUGUGAUGAGAACUCUGUCAGUACUGCAGGCGCAUCUUCUUGCACUGCUUGUAAUGCUGGAACUGUAGCUAAUGAUGAUUCGACAAAAUGUGAUGAAUGUGCAGAGGGAACAUACAGAGAAGCAGACAUGUCUUCCUGUGUUAAUUGUGAUGAGAACUCUGUCAGUACUGCAGGAGCAUCUUCUUGCACUGCUUGUAAUGCUGGAACUGUAGCUAAUGAUGAUUCGACAGAAUGUGAUGAAUGUGCAGCAGGAACAUACAGAGACACACACAUGUCUUCCUGUGAUAGUUGUGAUGAGAACUCUGUCAGUACUGCAGGAGCAUCUUCUUGCACUGCUUGUAAUGCUGGAACUGUAGCUAAUGAUGAUUCGACAGAAUGUGGUAAGUUGAUAAACCCACGAUGA
Molecule: messenger RNA, 906 nt
Organism: Bolinopsis microptera
Lineage: Eukaryota; Metazoa; Ctenophora; Tentaculata; Lobata; Bolinopsidae
Product: endosome/lysosome-associated apoptosis and autophagy regulator 1-like
Exons: 7
Coding region: 1-906 (301 amino acids)
Cellular component (GO): membrane
Source: RefSeq, a predicted model, not a curated record